Poecilia latipinna (sailfin molly) is the source of this 1367-nucleotide messenger RNA. RefSeq lists its product as uncharacterized. The transcript has a single exon. The record is from RefSeq and is a predicted model, not a curated record. The coding region runs from base 222 to 1325 and encodes 367 amino acids. Gene Ontology annotation, molecular function: nucleic acid binding. Gene Ontology annotation, biological process: DNA integration. NCBI's taxonomy places the organism in Eukaryota, Metazoa, Chordata, Actinopteri, Cyprinodontiformes, Poeciliidae.
GUUGUUUCAGUUCUGAAAUAUCGCAGUUAAGGUCAAACCAAAAUGUGAAGGUAGAUUCUAAAAUCAAAGAUUUGAAACCAUUCUUAGAUGAAAAUGGUCUAAUAAGUGUUGGGGGAAGACUGCAGAAUUCAGAUCUUAGUUUCAGAGAACAACACCCUUGGAUACUACCGACAAAUCACAAGUAUUCUGAACUAUUAGUUCAGUCAUGUCACGAAAGAGUGAUGCAUUCUGGUGUAAGAGACACAUUAACUCAAGUUAGAGAACAAUAUUGGAUUUUGAGAGGCAGACAGCUUGUAAGAAACAUUGUUUCAAAAUGUUACAUUUGCAAAAAACUAAAGGUUAAGGCAGCACAACAGAUUACUGCUCCCUUACCUCGAGACAGAGUAAUAGAAUCACCUCCUUUUGAAGUUACUGGUGUAGAUUUUGCUGGACCCUUAUAUGUUAAAACUAAGGACGGGUCUGUAAAAUCAUAUAUAGCACUGUUUACAUGUGCAGUGACAAGAGCAGUACACUUAGAGUUGGUCUCAGAUCAGACUACAGAGAAUUUCUUAUUGGCCUUAAAGAGAUUCAUUGCAAGACGAGGUCUAUGUAGGGUCAUUUACUCUGACAAUGCUAGAACAUUCAAAAGGGCUGACAAAGAUUUAAAAGAGCUUUGGCAAAAUAUCUUAGGAUCGACACUCACAGAGUUUUUCACUGACAAGGGAAUCACGUGGAAGUUUAUCGCUGAGCGAGCAGCUUGGUGGGGGGGAUUCUGGGAAAGGCUUGUGAGAUCUGUAAAACCAUGCUUAAGAAAGGUACUGGGGAAAGCAUCUUUGAGUUUUGAGGAGCUCACAACUGUUCUUACUGAAGUUGAGGCAGUGUUGAACUCUAGGCCUCUGUCCUAUGUAACUAGUGAUGCAUUAGAGCCCCAGCCACUUACCCCAUCUCAUUUCCUAGUUGGUAAACGCUUAACUUCCUUGCCACCAAAGAUUAGUCCUUCACCUCACCUAAAUCAGGUUCUCACUGCAAACCGCGAACAGCUAGGUAGGAGGUGGAAAUACCAACAGAAACUUUUGAUAGGCUUUUGCAAACGCUGGCGCAGAGAUUAUUUGAUGGACUUAAAAUCAGCCCACAGGGUGAACAGUCCUACUCCAACGCUACUUAAAGUAGGAGGUGUAGUUCUCUUGGGAGAAGACAAUACACCCAGACAGACAUGGAAAAUGGGUAGAAUCGUAGAGGUCUUUCCAGGCAGGGAUGGUCUCAUACGUUCAUGCAAUGUUCAUACUUCGACUGGUGGCUUGUUACGCAGGCCUAUUCAGUUAUUCUAUCCUUUAGAGGUAUCUUAAAUGAAAGGUAAAUCCUAUACAGAUGAACAGUUGUUCAUCGGG